This is a messenger RNA of Kockovaella imperatae, 1068 nucleotides long. Its product is annotated as alpha-ketoglutarate-dependent 2. Bases 1 to 1068 code for a protein of 355 amino acids. The record is from RefSeq and is a predicted model, not a curated record. Lineage: Eukaryota; Fungi; Basidiomycota; Tremellomycetes; Tremellales; Cuniculitremaceae. Gene Ontology annotation, molecular function: oxidoreductase activity. The transcript has a single exon.
AUGAGCACGCUCACAGAGACUUCUCAAGCGUCUCCGGUCCUCAGACUGAACCUUUCCGGGGGCACUGGAUCGGAACCCAGUCGCAUUACCUGUACGCCUGUCCACCCAACCUUUGGCGCAGAGAUCGCAGGCGUGGACUUCUCGAGGCCUCCCUCUGAUCAUGUUCUUAACGAGAUCAAGGAUGCUGUAGGCAAAUACGGGUUUGUGGUGCUCCGUGAUACAGGUAUGACGGAUCAAGACUACGUUGAUUUCGGAUCUCGAUUUGGAGAACUUGCCCCCGCUGAAUCCCGUCGAUUUCCGACCAAGAACCUUGCGGAUCCGUCAAACCUCUAUCUCGAUGGGAAUAUCGUGAAACCUGGAGAAUUGAGAUGGUUCAUGGCGAAGGAGACUGCUCUAUUCCACGUCGAUACGUCUUAUGAUGCCAGAAGAGCAAGAUUGACGUCAAUCAUCGCUCGACAGCUCCCUCCUCCGGGAACGGGCGGAGCGACAGAAUUUGGAGACACGCGAACAGCUUAUGAUGAUCUCGACGAAGAAACGAAAGCACUGUUGGAGGAUAAAGUCGGCGUGCAUUCUCAUUUCCACAGUCGUCGAGUGGCUUUACCGAAUUUUCCAACCUUUAAGGCUUUGGAUCCCUGGGAUUAUCCAAUGCACAGGCACAAAAUCGUCGUAACCCACGCUGGGUCCGGAAGGAAGGACCUGUACAUCGCUUCGCAUCUUCACCAUAUUGAAGGGAUGGACCCGAAAGAAUCGGACGAGUUGAUCUUGAGAUUGCGAAAAAUGGUGGAACAGCCCAAAUACGUCGCCAAAGUUUACUAUCAGCAACCUGGGGAUGUGGUCAUUUGGGACAAUACUGCGGUGGUACAUCGUGCUGGUGGUAACGAAGGAGAAGGAUGGUCUGGCAAACAUGUCAGGGAUAUCAGGAAAUGGAUGGUGUACGAUAACACGCCUGAAGAGUGGGGAAUGAACGAGAGGGGCACGCCAAAGCAUUUGGCCGGACCUGUUAUUCAAGCCAUGUUUGACGAAUUGCACGGCAUUGAGGGAAAGGUGUAUGAUUUCGACGAGGACUAG